Messenger RNA from Rattus norvegicus (Norway rat), 319 nucleotides. It is a transcript of the gene Cox8b, whose product is annotated as cytochrome c oxidase, subunit VIIIb. The record is from RefSeq and is marked validated. The transcript has 2 exons. NCBI's taxonomy places the organism in Eukaryota, Metazoa, Chordata, Mammalia, Rodentia, Muridae. Bases 58 to 270 code for a protein of 70 amino acids. Gene Ontology annotation, cellular component: mitochondrial inner membrane; respiratory chain complex IV. Gene Ontology annotation, biological process: mitochondrial electron transport, cytochrome c to oxygen; oxidative phosphorylation.
CAGCAGACAUUCAGGGUGCCUCUUUGGGGCCAAGGAAAGAGUGCGACCCCGAGAAUCAUGCCAAGGCUUCCCCCUAUCCUGCGGCUGCUCCAAGCGCCCGAGAAGUACACAGUGAUUCCUAAAGCCCGUAUCUCUUCCAAGCCAGCCAAAUCUCCCACUUCUGCCAUGGAUCAGGCUGUGGGGAUGUCAGUCAUAAUCGCUGGCUUCAUGGUUCCAGCAGGAUGGGUCUUAUCCCACUUGGAGAGCUAUAAGAGAAGCUCCGCAGCAUGAGGAGCUCGGCGCAUCCCUGAGAGGCCAAUUAAACGCUUCCAGUACCUCC